This is a messenger RNA of Perca fluviatilis (European perch), 11438 nucleotides long. Its product is annotated as laminin subunit alpha-3-like. Gene Ontology annotation, biological process: regulation of embryonic development; axon guidance; regulation of cell migration. Bases 280 to 10407 code for a protein of 3375 amino acids. NCBI's taxonomy places the organism in Eukaryota, Metazoa, Chordata, Actinopteri, Perciformes, Percidae. Gene Ontology annotation, cellular component: basement membrane. The transcript has 78 exons. Gene Ontology annotation, molecular function: signaling receptor binding. The record is from RefSeq and is a predicted model, not a curated record.
UGACACCUGAUAGCUCCAGAGUGGCGCACAGCUUGGUUAGGAAGACGGAAAGCUGGCGUUGUUAGUUUGGAAACAUGUGGCGGAAUGAGAGCACACCUUUAAUAGUAGAAGACCAACUUAAAGCUUUAUCAUUGACAUAAGCGGACGUACGUGCCACUGUAAAGACCCUCGCGCGGAACUCGCGCAGCCCCCUAGGCGCACUUCAUGGACCUCUUUCUAUGACAAGACCUGCACGCUGCGGGUUGCUCUCGGCUUCUACAGGGAUCUCUAACGUGGAACAUGGCGAGAGGGAUGAGAGGAGCUCAUCUCCUCGCUGUCUUUUUUACCUUUUCCGUAACACUUUUCAGGGACGCAAAUGGACAAGGAAGCUUUAACGACUUAACAGGUUUUAGUUUGAGUCCUCCGUAUUUCAACCUCGUUGAUAGGUCUAGUAUCUCUGCCACAGCAACCUGCGGUCAGGCUGGUGCUGGGACACCGAGAUAUGAGUUAUACUGUAAGCUUGUCGGAGGACCGAACAGCGGACCUCCUACUCAAAAUAUACAGGGUCAGUUCUGUGACUACUGCAACUCCAUUGACCCAAACAAAGCCCACCCGGUGACCUAUGCCAUUGAUGGGACAGAGCGCUGGUGGCAGAGCCCUCCUCUCUCCAGUGGACCGGGCUACAACGAGGUGAAUGUUACCCUGGACCUUGGGCAGCUCUUCCAUGUGGCGUACGUCCUCCUCAAGUUUGCUAAUUCACCUCGACCUGACCUCUGGGUGCUUGAGCGCUCUGUAGACAACGGGAGAACCUUCAUACCCUGGCAGUAUUUUGCACAUUCAGAGCGUGAGUGUAUUGAAAAGUUCGGAAAGCAGCCCAAUGCUCGUAUAGUGCAUGAUGAUGACCAGAUCUGCACCACAGAAUACUCACGGAUCGUCCCUUUGGAGAACGGAGAGAUUGUGGUGUCUCUGGUCAACGGUCGGCCAGGGUCCAAAAACUUCACCUACUCGCCAGUGCUGCAAGACUUCACAAAGGCCACCAACAUUCGCCUGCGCUUUCUCCGCACCAACACCUUGCUGGGCCACCUGAUCUCCAAGGCCCAGAGAGAUCCCACCGUCACACGCAGGUAUUACUAUAGUAUCAAAGACAUCAGCAUUGGUGGACGCUGUGUUUGCCAUGGGCAUGCACACGUGUGUGGUGGGGGGCGUAACCAGGACAAUCCAAAGAGACUCCAGUGUGAGUGCCAACACAACACUUGCGGUGAGACAUGUGACCGCUGCUGCCCAGGCUUUAACCAGAAGCCAUGGCGUGUCGCGACUGUUGACAGCUCCAAUGAGUGUCAUCCCUGCCAGUGUUUCUCCCAUGCCUUUGACUGUUAUUAUGACCAAGAGGUGGAAAAGAGGGGAGCAAGUUUAGACACCUUCGGAAGGUACGACGGAGGAGGAGUGUGCAUCAACUGCCAGCACAACACUGCUGGAGUGAACUGUGAGCAAUGCCUUGAAGGUUUCUACAGACCUUAUGGAGUACCUCCCGAGUCUCCCACCGGAUGCAUACCCUGCAGGUGUGAUGACAGGACUACAGCUGGCUGUGAAAUGGGGUCUGGAAGGUGUAUCUGCAAGCCACAAUUUGCUGGAGAAAACUGUGAUCGCUGUGCUGAGGGAUACUAUUACAACCCUCAGUGCAUUCGAUAUCCCGUAUACCAGACGACCACCAAAUCUCCUGCAGGACCUAUUGUGGGGCCCACCGCUUGCCCUAUGGGUUAUUUUGGCUCACCCAGCUGUCAGCAGUGUAUAUGUGACUACAGAGGGACAGCGUACGGGGUGUGCGAUCCUUCAGGCCGCUGCCUGUGCCGUCAGGGUGUGGAGGGGGAGCGAUGCAACCGCUGUCGCCAAGGAUACCACUCAUUCCCAAACUGCCGGGAGUGUGUCUGUGACGGGGCUGGUGUGGCUGACGGUGUGUGCAGUCCAAAUGGCCAGUGUGUUUGCUUUCCUAACUAUGCGGGGCAGGAUUGUGACGAAUGUGCACCAGGCUACUAUGGAUACCCAGACUGUGCUGUCUGCCAAUGUUCACAGGAAGGCUCAUACGGCAGCAUAUGCAACCCACUGUCGGGUCAGUGUCUGUGUCUCCCAGGGGUGGUGGGCCAGCAGUGUGACCGCUGUGCCUCUGGACUCAGGUUCCCCCAGUGCUCAGCCCCCAUCAGUGUGUGUAACCAAGCUGGAACUGAGGCCACUGAUCCUCGAACGGGCUCCUGCCGCUGCCUAGCAAACGUGGAGGGAACCCUGUGUGACAGGUGUAAACCUCUCUACUGGAAACUAAAUACAGACAACUCUCGUGGCUGUAUAGAAUGUUGGUUGUGUUUUUUAAAAAGGCCCCGCAGUGGUGUUGGAGAGUGUGAACAGAAAAGUGGACAGUGUCACUGUAAACCUAAUGCAUGUGGACAUGCAUGUGAAACCUGUAAAGAUGGAUACUUCCUGCUGCAGAAAAAGCAGUAUUUUGGCUGUCAAGGUUGUCAGUGUGAUGUAGGUGGCGCCAUUGGCAUGGCGUGCGAUGAGAUGUCGGGACAGUGUUGGUGUCGGAAGAAUGUAGUUGGCCGUCAAUGCACUGAGCCAGCACCAAGUUACUAUUUCCCCACUCUCCAUCAACUGAAGUUUGAGGUCGAGGAUGGCACUACGCCAAAUGCCAGACCAGUCCGCUUUGGUUAUAACUCCCAAGAGUUCCCAAAUUUCAGCUGGAAAGGUUAUGCUGUAAUGUCUCCUGCACAGAGUGAAGUCAGAGUAACAGUGCAUGUUGACCCAAAAGAUGAGAGGCAGCACUUAUUCCGUGUGGUUCUGCGGUUCACUAACCCGAGCAGCACCAGCGUGACAGGUAGCAUCAAGGCUACCAAUAACAAAGGCACUGCAGGGUCAGACCAGAGUAAGGAAGUAAUAUUCCCUAAGAGUCCCUCCCCAUCCUUCCUCACUGUCCCAGGAGAGGGCUUCGCUGAGCCCUUUGCAUUGACCCCUGGGAAAUGGAUCAUUCACAUAAGGGCAGAGGGGCUUCUGCUGGACUAUUUAGUGCUGCUGCCCCGGGAUUACUAUGAGGCACCUUUGCUGCAGGAGAAAAUUACCCAGCCCUGCACAUACUUACCCACUGUAAACAGAGAUACAAACUGUCUCUUGUAUAAGCAUGUUGCCAUGGAUGGCUUCAGCUCUGCACUGGCCUCUCAAGGAAAACUCUCCAGCCGCAGCGGGCGCAAGAGGAGGCAGUCUCGUGUCCGCCGUCCCACCCCAGAUCACCCUGAAAUGGCUGCUCUCAGUGGCAGACAGUCGCAGCUCCAACUCAGUCUACGAUUGCCUCGUCCUGGCCAAUAUGCCCUGGUCCUGGAGUAUGCCAGCGAGGUGGACACUGUCCAGAAUGUCAACAUACUCAUCAGUGGCCAGUCAGGUGGCCAGAUCCCAGCCAGGGCCAACAUUUACAGUUGUGCCUACAGCUUUUUGUGCCGGAGUGUGGCAGUGGACAGCAGUAGUCAGGUGACAGUGUUGCAGCUUACUCACAAGACGGAGCUUCUACUGCAAACUUCCACUACGUCAUUCCUGCUGUAUAAAGUGUAUGCAGUCCCUGCAGAAGAGUUCUCCAUUGAGUAUGUAGACCCAAAGGUGCUGUGUGUAUCCACUCAUGGCCGCUUCACUGAGGACAGCCGACACUGCGUUCUGAGGCGAUUCGACAAGCCAACCUCAGCCUGGAUUUUGUAUGCUGCCCGUGAUGGACAGCUAUCUUCGGCACCAGCUGUUUCUCCCCAACGAGGAGAGAAUGAGGAUUGGAGACGGAGACGACAGACAGGGGUGUUCCAUGUCAGUGAACCUCAGAGUGAUGGGAUACUGCUUAAAUUCCCUCAGACGGAGAUCCAUUUCACUCCCAAAGUGCCCAUCCCGGGCUCGUAUGUGGUUGUGGUCCAUUAUCACCAGGCUGAACAUACGUCCUUCCCCGUAGAGGUCCGAGUGGACGCAGGGCGUGAGUGGAAGGCUCUGAUCGUGCCACCUAAGAAGACACUUAUUCUGGAUUAUAUUUUGUUGGUUCCCGAUAGCAGUUACACCCCAGAUCUCCUGAAAGAGAAGCCACUGGAUAAAUCUACAGAUUUCAUACAACAAUGUAGAGGAGAAGGAUUUUUUAUUGACGUGAGAACUUCUCCCCAGUUCUGCAAAGACUCUGCCCGAUCUCUUGUAGCAGCCUAUAAUGAUGGAGCUCUGCCUUGCAACUGUGACGAGUCUGGCUCUACAGGGACCACUUGUGAUCCGGUUGGAGGACAGUGUCCCUGCAGGCAGCAUGUCAUCGGUCGUCGGUGCACAAAGUGUGCCACGGGAUACUAUAGCUUCCCCUACUGCAGACCGUGUGAGUGUGGCCGCCGACUGUGUGACGAGGUGACAGGACGCUGUAUCUGCCCUCCUCAGACAGUCAGACCAGCCUGCGAUGUGUGCCAGGGUCAGACGUUCAGCUAUCACCCGUUGCUGGGCUGUGAGGGCUGUGAAUGCUCCCCAAAUGGCAUCAAAGACAACACAAGGCCUGACUGUGACCGAACCACCGGACAGUGCAGUUGCAAGCCUAGGAUUGGUGGCCGACAGUGUGAUCGCUGUGCUGCAGGUUAUUAUCGCUUCCCCGACUGUGUACCUUGUAACUGUAACCAAGGUGGCGUCACACCUGACAUCUGCCACCCAGACACAGGGAGGUGUCUCUGCAAGAGAAAUGUUGCUGGCGUCAAGUGUGAUACCUGUCUGCAAGGUUCCUUCUAUUUUGACCCCUCCAACCCUCACGGCUGUACCAGGUGCUUUUGCUUCGGAGCGACUGACCAGUGUCAGAGCUCCAGCAAACGCAGGGGGAAGUUUGUUGAUAUGCGGGUCUGGCGUUUGGAAAGCCCUGACCAGGAGGAGGUUACCUCUGUGCUGAACACAGCCAGUAACACAGUGGUGGCAGACAUCCAGGAGCUUCCUCCCACAGUUCAAACUCUACACUGGGUGGCACCAUCAUCCUACCUGGGCGACAGGGUGUCGUCUUAUGGUGGUUUCUUCACCUACCAGUCCAAAUCCUUUGGGAUUCCCAGCGAGGGCAUGACUCUCCUAGACAGGAGACCUGAUGUCGUGCUAACUGGUCACAAUAUGACCCUGAUCCACAUGGCUUUACAAGUCCCACUUCCAGACAGGCUGUACCAGGGCAGAGUCCAGCUGUUGGAGGGAAACUGGCGCCAUGCUGUCAGCAACAGGCCUGUCUCCAGAGAGGAACUGAUGAUGGUCCUAGCCGGUCUGGUUGGCCUGAGGAUCCGAGCCUUGUACUUUACUCAGAGCCAGCGACUCAGCAUAGGGGAGGUGGGCCUGGAGGGGGCGACUAUCACAGGGACUGGUAGUCCUGGAAACACUGUGGAAGAUUGUUCCUGCCCCCCUCAGUACACUGGAGACUCAUGUGAGAAAUGUGCUCCUGGUUACUAUAGAGAUAGCAGUGGGCCUUUCCUGGGCCGCUGUGUGCCCUGUGAGUGCAACGGCCUGGCUGAUGAGUGUGAAGGGAGGACAGGGAGAUGCCUGAACUGUCAGUACAACACGGCUGGGGACCGAUGUGAACGCUGCAAAGAAGGUUACUAUGGAAACGCGGCUCAGAGGACAUGCAGAGUUUGCCCGUGCCCAUUCAGCGUGCCUGCAAACAGUUUUGCAAUAGGUUGCAAAGAGGUAUUUGAAGACUUUGAGUGUAUAUGCAGAGCAGGCUACACUGGAGAGAGGUGUGAGAGUUGUGCUCCUGGUUACUAUGGCGAUCCACUGACGCCAGGAGGAAGUUGUCGGCCCUGUAAUUGCAAUGGCAAUGGCAACAACUGUGAUCCCAGGACUGGAGUUUGCAAGAACACCCUGGAGCCAGGAGACACAAACACAGAUGAGCAGUGCCAAGAGUGUGAUAAUUGUGCCCAGACUUUACUACAAGAUCUGGAGAAGCUGGAUGAUGAGCUGGGAAGGAUCAAGACUCAACUGGACAAUGCCACUGCCAGUGCCUCCUCUCAGGACAGGCUGAAGAAGCUGGAAAAGGCCGUGUUAGACACCAAGAUUCUUGUCAACAGAUUUAGCUCUGCCAUCAACACCCAAACGUCCAGAGUCAACCAGCUGGAAGACGACGUGAGCACUCUGUCAGAUGACAUCAGCACCCUCAAAAACAAGGCAGAUAAGAGGGCUGCUGAUGCUGACAAGGCGGUGGCAGAUAUCGAAAAAACCCACAAGAGGGCUAAAGAUCUGGACUCAGAGAUUCAAAACAUGCUCAAGAAAAUCCAAGCUCUGCUGGACCAACUGAAGGAUGCAGGCACCAGUGGUAAUAUGCCCAAUGAAAACCUGUCUAAGAUGCUAGAAGAUGCUCAGCGCAUGGUGAAGGAGAUGAAGGAUAGGAACUUCACCCCUCAGAAGGCAGCUGCUGAGAAAGAAAGAGAGGAGGCCAAGAAACUGCUAGACUACAUCAAAGCUAAUGUAAGUAAGCGGUGUGACCAGAAUGAGGCCGCAGCACAGAAGCUUCGGGGCCUUCUGUUGGGUUACGAGGCCAAGCUGAAUGACUUGGACGAGGCUUUAAAGAAGGCAGGGGACUUGCUGACAAAAGCCAACGCCCAGAAUGGACUUAAUGCUCAGACACUGGGAGUGUUGCAGAAAAAAAUCGAUGACUUAAAAAAGGAGCGCAAGACUGUUGAGGACCAAAUUGCCAUGGCCAAAAAUGAGCUGCAGAAAACAGAGGAUUUGGUGAAAAUGCUAUCUGACAGCAAAAUGGAAUACGAACAGCUGGCAGCACAGCUGGAUGGUGCCAAGACUGACUUGACCAAGAAGGUGAAUGAGAUUGCCAAAGCCGCAGCCAAGGAGGACAUUGUGAUCGCUGCUGAGAAUCAUGCCAAAGAACUUAGCAAGCUGGCAAAGGAACUUGAGGAUGCUGUGAAGAACGCAAGUGGACGCACUGAGGUGCGAAAUGCCAAAGACGCUAUUGACGCCUACAAGAACAUCACAGAUGCAAUUAAUGCUGCUGAGGCUGCAGCCAAUGAGGCCAAAGGUGCUGCCGACAACGCCCUGAAUAAUGUAAAAAAUCAGAAGCUCACAGAAAGAGCAAAAGACCUUAAGGAGACUGGUGAUGACCUACUGAAUAAUGCAAAGGCGGCAGAGACAGACCUUCAAGGCGCGGGGGACAAAAUUACUGACCUGAAGAAACGCCUGAAGAACGCUGAUGAGAAGAAGAAAGCUCUUCAGAAAGACCUGCUUAAUGCACAGAACCAAUUAGACGGCAUCAAGAGAGAUGACAUCGGUGGUAUGAUUGAUGAAGCCAAGAGGAAGGCAUCUUUAGCCAAUGACACAGCCAACGCCACUAUGGACAAACUGAAUGGCAUCAGAAAGGAAAUUAGCAAUAUCAGUGUCACUCCUGUGCACUCCAACCUGAGCAACGUGUUGAAUGAUGCGGACCAGUUAGUGAAGGACUUGCUGAAAACCAUCCCAUCUCUGAAUGAUAAGAUCUCGGAGGUGGAGAACCUGACCUCGCAGGUCGCACCAUUUACCAACAUAUCUGAGGACAUCAGGAAGAUCAAAGAGCUCAUUGAACAAGCUCGGGACGCAGCAAACAGGAUUGCGAUCCCAAUGAAGUUCACAGGCAAUGGCUACGUGGCGAUGCGUGCACCAAAUAAUCGGGAUGAUCUGAAGGCCUACACGCUCCUGUCUCUGUCGCUGCAGAGACCUCUAGGCAGGGGUGAUGGAAGACGCAGACGCAGACAGGCCAGCAACAGUGGAGACAUGUUUGUGUUGUACCUUGGCAAUAGAGAUUCUUCUACGAACUACAUUGGUAUGGUUCUGAGGAGCAACAAGCUGUACACUGUCUACAAGCUUAACGGAGUCGAGUACGAGAUGAAAACGGAUUUCAUCACCAUGUCUUCGUCUGAGCCAGCCAAGUUUGAUAGAGUGGACCUACACAGGAUUUACCAAGAUGCAAAGAUGAUCCUCACCAAAGAUAUCACCUCCAACUCACUCAAUAAAUUGAAAUUUGAGGACAGCGUGCAAGGAAAAGAGGGCAAGAAUCUCCUGGACCUCAGUCCCAGUGAUGUUGUUUUCUACGUUGGAGGCUACCCUGACAACUUCACCCCACCAGCUUCUCUAAACUUCCCCAAGUACCAAGGCUGCAUUGAGUUCUCCUCUUUUAACGACAAAGUCGUCAGUCUCUACAACUUCGAAAAGGCAGAGGGGAUCAAUUCAGAGACUCCUUGCAAGAGAUAUGUAAUCCCAGUGGAUUCUGACUACUAUGAAGGCACAGGAUAUGGCAAAGUGGUCAUAGAUAAAAGAGGUGGCACCCUCCGCAUCGAUAUGAGCAUCAUGUCUCGUUCAGAAAAUGGUCUGCUCUUAUACAUCGGAAGUGAGGACAAUUACUUCACCGUGACGAUAGAGAAGGGCGUCAUUUUCCUGCGUAGCAAUUUGCUCCAAGCACCAGCUACAAAUGCAGUGAAAACAUUCCCGCUAAGUGACUGGGCAGACAUCCUAAUCAUUGCUUCAAAGGGAAGAAUUACAGUCCGCUUGGCUGGUAACCAAGUGGCCUCAGCCGAAGUUGCAUACGACCAAAACGCAUUUCAAGAAUUCUAUGUUGGUGGUGCCCCGCGGGACUUGAGGGAAAGAGAUAAAAUCACCAUACAGCCAUUCAAAGGAUGCUUGAAGAAUUUAAAGCUGAAUAACAUCUUUAAAACUGUUGAUGAGCAAGUGGGCAUCAGCAAAGGUUGUCCCACGGAUUCCUUGAUUUCUCGUAAAGCAGAGUUCAGCUUGGGGAGCUCGCUGUCAGCUGACCUCGCAGGCUUUAGUCUGGCCAAUGACGUUACUGUCUCCCUUGGAUUCAAGAGCACAGAGAAUGAGGGCCUCAUUCUGCAGGACAAACAGCUGGCUAAUGGGAUGAGUCUUGUGUUGGAAAAUGGCUAUGUGAUUCUCAAUUUCAACGGCAAGAUCUGGAAAUCCAACAAACAAUAUCAGGAUGGCCAGUGGCAUUAUUUGACUGUAACCAGAAAAGAUGGAAGGUCUCAGCUGAUUAUUGAUGAUGAAGACGAGGGUCAGCAGCAGGAUCAGAGUGGCAGCACCAUAACUGACACAGGUGGCUCUGUGUUCCUGGGAAAAGAGAAGUUCAAAGGCUGCGUUUCCAACCUCUACACAAGACGGCCAGACAAUCUGUACAAGCCUGAGGACCUCAGCACCUUCGAGGCUUCUGGAGAUGUCUUGCUUGAUGUGUGUACUGCUGACAGUCUCGCUCAACUGAUGCUGGACCGCGCCUCUAAGAAGGAUGUUGUGAUGCAGGCGAUAAAUGAGAGUCUAUCAGCAUGUGCAUUACCAGCCCUGGUUCAAAAUGCUUAUCGCAUGGGUGGCCCUGUCAGCAGCCUGAGCUACAGCCUUCCACUACAGGUCCUGCAGCCCAGGCCCCACUUUUCUCUGGAUGUCAGGACUCGAGCUCCUGAGGGCCUGCUGUUCUAUGCUGCUACCAGAGAAGGGCGCUCUCAUCUCGCGUUAUACAUAUCCAAAGGCAGGAUCAGACUGUCUGUAGGCAAACAGAAGGAGAUCUUCAACAGGGAGAAGUACAAUGAUGGAAAGUGGCACUCGGUCAUUUUCAGUUUGGAGAAGAAGAAAUUUCGAUUGGUUGUAGAUGGGAUCAGAGCCCAGGAUGGUCAGCUGACAAAUGCUGAGUUGACAUCCAUGCAGAAAUUUGUGUCACCUGUGUACCUGGGCAGUGCCCCGGAGUCCCUUCACAAAGAGCUGAAGUUGAAGGCCCUUCCAAAGCAAAGUGUGUCUGGCUGUAUUCGCAAUUUUAAAAUGAAUGGAGCACCAAUUUCAACUCCAACCACAAACCACGCUGCCGGCCCCUGCUUCGAUGGACAGACACAAAGAGGAGCUUAUUUCUCAGGGAAUGGAGCUCAUGUCAUCAUCAAUGACUCCUUUGUUGUGGGCACCAGCUUUGAGCUGCUGUUUAAUAUUCGUCCGCGGAGUCCGACUGGACUCCUGCUACAUGUUGGUGAUUCCAGCAGGAACCAGUAUGGGCCUGCAAUGGGCCACUAUCUCACUGUCUACAUGCUCAAAGGAGAGGUAGUGGCACAAGCAAACAAUGGCAAAGGGGAAUUCAUGGUGUCGGUGAAGCCCAAAGCUUCUUUGUGUGAUGGAAUGUUUCAUAAAAUUUCAGUAAUCAAGAGGAAAAAUGUUGUGCAACUGCAUGUGGACACAAUCGACAAUUACAAGAUUGGACCACCAUCUUCCACUACAGCUUUGACCAAAGACUCCUUGUAUGUGGGUGGCAUUCCUGAGAUGUCAAUGCAACAGAUGCUCCCUGUUACAUCGUCCUUUGUGGGAUGCAUCCAGGACAUGAGGAUCAACAGCGACUCGGUCUCAUUCGACAGGCUGUCUGGUGCGUUCGGUCCGGUCAACCUCAAAGAGUGUCCAGGCUGAACGUCUCACUGCUUCAUCAUGGAACAAACCUUGGGACCACGUCCACCGCCAACCAUGUGCAAUCUGUUACCAAGACAGAGAAUGUGUUUGUGUAUAACGGUGUAUCAUUUUUGAGUGUGUGUGUGUGUGUGUGUGUGUGUGUGUGUAAAAUAAGCAGCAGCUUACCGGUUCAUAUUAUUAGCUCUGUUUAACAAUGCUGUAUUUAUUUUGUGAUAAAAUCAUGUAUCAGGGCCCCGAUUCACAUAUUCUAACAGUUGUUUUACAGUCUAAUGUGUUGGUCCAUGUACUUUCUGUCGACAAAUGCUACUGGAUAUGCUUAUAAUUGGUCAGGGCUGCAGUAGGAGCAACCCAGCACUUUAAGAAAACAAAUGAUGCCUUUUUGUGAUGGUGCUUUAAUGUAGAUCAACAUUAUUAGUUGAUUUUUUGUUUUGUUUUUGUUUGUUGGAAAGUUUAUACUAGAAUAAUUACGUUUACACCCACGGUGCUCAAUUCAGUGACAUUUCAGGCACAUGCCAGCAUGUAGAAUUAUGCAUUUUACCUGGUUUAAUAGAAAUGGAAUCUGUACACAGGUCGUGAAAUCACAUGGUUUCCCCCCAUACUGAAUUAUUGUUGUUUUGAAUUCAUUUUCCAUUUUGCAUUCCUCUGUCAUGCAUGAGGAUGUUCUCUGUGGAUGUUAAUCAGUUACACAAGAACACAGCGUGUUUCUGGAACAUUGUAUAUGAGUUGAAAACCAAUAUAGAUGCCUUUAACUUCUAAUACUGUAUAUCUCACAAGUUUGGGACCAUUUAGCCCAUAUAACUAUAACGUUGAAAGUAAUAUAACAAAAAACAAUACCAUGUCUCUUAUGUAUUUAAACUCCCACAGCAGAUGUUUACCUGCUUUGUACAUUUGUGGAAAUAUUUGUGAUAUGAGAAAAAUAUGCAUGAUGAUUGGACAUAUUGAUUUUACAUGCAUUCCUGUCUUAUGACCACUGAUUUGUAAGCCAUUUUGUAAUUAUUGUUGUUUAUAAAUACUUCUCAGUGCCACAAGUA